This is a messenger RNA of Fragaria vesca subsp. vesca, 876 nucleotides long. Its product is annotated as F-box protein PP2-B11-like. Gene Ontology annotation, molecular function: protein binding. The transcript is spliced from 3 exons. Lineage: Eukaryota; Viridiplantae; Streptophyta; Magnoliopsida; Rosales; Rosaceae. The record is from RefSeq and is a predicted model, not a curated record. The coding region runs from base 7 to 786 and encodes 259 amino acids.
AUCAGUAUGCUGCCUGUGGAGUGCAUCUCCCACAUCAUUUCCCUUACCUCCCCUCGCGAUGCCUGCAGAUCAUCUCUAGUCUCUUCUGUCUUCAGAGAAGCUGCCGAUUCCGAUUUUGUAUGGAAGAGCUAUUUGCCUCCAGAUAUUAAGCAAAUCAUUUCGAAAUCGUUGUUGCCUUCGCCAUCAUCCUUGAAUUCCAUCUCCAUGAAGGAUCUCUACUACUAUCUUCGUAUUCACCACCAACACAUUGUCUUAGAUGGUAACAUGAGCUUUGCGCUAGAAGAGAAGAGUGGAAAGAAAUGUUAUAUGAUAGGGGCAAGAGGGCUUUCAAUUGCGGGGGAAGAAGAUAAACUCGGUUAUUGGCAGUGGACAACCGUACCAGCAUCAAGGUUUUGUGAAGUAGCUGAGCUGAAAAAUGUGUUGGGGCUCGACAUCAAGGCGCGCAUAAAGACUAGAAUGUUGUCCCCGGGUACAACCUAUGCGGCUUACUUCGUGUAUCAGCUCCAAGGAUGCAGAUUUGGGUUUGCACGAACGCCGAUCGAGUUUCGUGUCAGUUGGGAACAUAGCCGAGUAGAAGCGAUUUGGCAUGGGGUGGUGCUAGACCCUUCCACAGUGUCGCCACGAGCUCGAUACAGAGGAGACGGGUGGAUGGAGGUGGAGAUGGGUGAGUUCUUCGUCAAAGAAGGUGACGACGCUACUGUAGAGUGUAGUGUGAGGGAAGUAAAUGGCACUAAGAGUGGCCUCCUUGUGGAAGGCAUUGAGAUUAGGCCUAAACUAGACGUGUAGUACUGCAUGGCGUAGAAUGAGAUGAAAUGUAACAAUUAAUACAGUGUGUGGCUUGAACGUACCAGGUUUAAUUUCAGAUUACUUACAUGA